CACCCGCCUCCCGCCAUGUCUAAACCCUCUGACGUGUCCUUCUUCCUCCUCCUUCUGGUCCUCUGCGGCCAGGCCCAUGGAGGCCGCUUGCUCCUCUCCGACUUCAACCAAUCAACGUCAUCCGAUCUGAUCUCCGAUGGAGUCCACCACCACCACCGGUCCCAUACCUUCGCGCCCUACCUCACUCUCAAGAACGCCCUCUCGGCGGAGGACUCCACCUGCGAGCAGACCUACGGGUUCCUGCCCUGCACCACCACCGUGAUCGGCAACCUCUUCCUGAUUCUGGUGUAUGGUUACCUGAUGUACUUGGCCGCCACCUACCUCUCCAACGGCAGCGAGCUGUUGCUCGAGAUUCUCGGGCCCGGUAUCAUCGGAGGCUUGUUCCUCCCCAUCCUCGGCGCCCUUCCCGACGCCAUGCUCAUUCUCGUAUCCGGACUUUCUGGAACUAAAGAAACUGCUCAAAGUCAGGUCUCUGUAGGAAUGGGCUUGCUAGCUGGUUCUACUGUAAUGCUUCUUACGGUAAUAUGGGGUUCCUGUGUUAUUGUCGGAAAGUGUGAUAUUCAGGGAUCGAUUGCCAUGGAUAACAAAGAUACAAAAGGGUUGAGCUUAACUGGUUCUGGUGUCAGUACUGAUAUCUGGACAAGCUAUGCUGCAACGAUUAUGAUUGUAUCUGUCAUCCCAUUUCUUAUUGUGCAAUUACCACAGCUCCUCAAUUCCACCUCGGGUAGACACCUAGCAGUUUUGAUCUCACUCGUUGUCUCGGUAGCACUAUUGCUUUCUUAUUGCCUUUAUCAGGUGUUUCAGCCUUGGAUCCAGAGGAGAAAAAUUGCUUAUGCAAAGCACAAGCAUGUAAUAUCAGGACUCUUACAACACCUGAAGAAGCGUGCAUUGGGAAAGCUUCUUAAUGAUGAGGGUGAACCUGAUGCAGACAUUAUCGAGAAGUUGUUUUGUACAAUUGACGAGGAUAGGGAUGGGUUUCUUUCAGCUUCUGAAUUAAGAGCACUGAUUGUAGGAAUCCGGUUUGAUGAAAUACAGUUGGAUAACAAUGAAGCUGUAGAGAAAGUGAUGAUUGAUUUUGACACUUCUCGUGAUUCCCAUAUCAGUAGUGAUGAGUUCUUCAUUGGCAUCUCAAAAUGGCUCAAUGAGGCAAAGCGUCAAGGAGAUAUCAGUACUGACCCCAGUAAUCGUACAAUGAAGUUAUUAACAGACUUUCACAAGCGAACAAAAGAAGAGCAUGCUCUUUUGGGGCCGGAUGACCAAAGUGAUGAGGUUGUCGAGGGUGUUGAGAAUGUGAAGUGGACCUCUAUCAAAGCAGGAUUAAUGUUGUUGGUAGGAACUCUUAUUGCCGCUGCAUUUGCAGAUCCCUUGGUAGACGCUGUUGAUAAUUUCUCCGAUGCCACAAGCAUUCCAACUUUCUUCAUCUCAUUCAUUGCUCUACCUCUGGCUACUAAUUCUAGUGAGGCUGUAUCAGCGAUUAUAUUUGCCAGCCGCAAAAAAAUAAGGACUGCCUCGUUAACAUUUUCUGAGUUAUAUGGUGCAGUAACCAUGAAUAACCUCCUCUGCCUAGCGGUAUUUUUGGCCCUGGUUUACGCCAGGGGAUUAACGUGGGACUUCUCAUCGGAAGUCCUGGUGAUUCUCAUCGUUUGCGUUGUGAUGGGUCUUCUAGGCAGUCUCCGCACCGUCUUCCCUCUUUGGACGUCUUCAAUUGCUUACCUACUCUACCCAUUCUCCCUGGCGCUGGUUUACGUCCUGGACUAUGUUUUUGGCUGGUCAUAGACACAUGAGGUCGUACGAAUCCGUUUUGAGUGGUCUUCGGCUUAUAUAAAUCGACAUGUUUUUUUCAGUUUACAAUUUUCUUAUGGUUUCCAUGAUAUUUGAUAAUGUUCUUGUGAGUAUGCCUGUUUCAUUUUCGUCAGAAACUUGAGAUUUGUAGGGGCACUUGUAUUAUCAGACAAUUUUCUCUGUAUAAGCAAAACCCUGAUAUGUUAUUGCAAUUUUAACAUCUCGAGUUAUACCUUCUGAAA
This is a messenger RNA of Pyrus x bretschneideri (Chinese white pear), 2024 nucleotides long. RefSeq names its product sodium/calcium exchanger NCL-like. Gene Ontology annotation, molecular function: calcium:proton antiporter activity; calcium ion binding. Gene Ontology annotation, biological process: calcium ion transmembrane transport; intracellular calcium ion homeostasis. Gene Ontology annotation, cellular component: membrane. The coding region runs from base 16 to 1776 and encodes 586 amino acids. The transcript has 7 exons. The record is from RefSeq and is a predicted model, not a curated record. NCBI's taxonomy places the organism in Eukaryota, Viridiplantae, Streptophyta, Magnoliopsida, Rosales, Rosaceae.